Truncatella angustata is the source of this 1857-nucleotide messenger RNA. RefSeq lists its product as uncharacterized. The coding region runs from base 1 to 1857 and encodes 618 amino acids. Lineage: Eukaryota; Fungi; Ascomycota; Sordariomycetes; Amphisphaeriales; Sporocadaceae. The transcript is spliced from 3 exons. The record is from RefSeq and is a predicted model, not a curated record.
AUGUUCGGAGGCUCAAAGACUGAGAAGGAGAUCAUGCGCAGUCAGGUCACCGAGCUGAGGCGCGAUUCUCUCGCCCAUUUUGGCAAGUUCAGGGCAAACGUGCAGAAGCGAAUCGACAUUAUCCUGAUCGCCAAGGGUGGUAACGCUGGAAACGUCACUGAGCCUACUCAGAUAUCGUUCAAGAGUCCAGGUAAUAAUGCCAGACGACAUGCUGACCGUCCUGACACUUCAGUCAACGAGUUCAAUCAAGUUGGUAUUCGCCAUUUUGUCCCUUUCGCAACUUUGCUCAAGGACCUACCCAAAGAGAAGCGUGCUUGCAUCCUCCACUGCACCGUAUUGAUCCUGCUCGGCCUCGAGAACUAUCCAGCUUAUGCUCGUAUCCUCCUUUGCCACCUCGCAACGUCGUUGUCGAUCCCCUUACACGUUCUUUCUCAGGACGAAGUUCGAAUCGGCAAGGCAUUGUCCAAGAUCGUCGAGUUUAUUACCCCCGAGGAGCUACAAGCACGUCGCAUUGAGGAGGGUAAAACUCGUUUCCGCGGCCGUGGGCCGAAGCCUCAGCCUCAAGGCCACCCCCAGCAGGAUUCCAGUGCCACCUCAACCGCCAACAGCGGCAAAUCGACCAAUGCCAGCACUGCUCAGAGCGUUGGCGGUCUUGCAGCACCCCUUGUUUCUGCCGGACUUAGUACCGUCUUCAAAGGACUUGGCGUCGGUCCUGCAGCCGCCGCCAGCAUGCUCCAAGGCAUGGCGGAGAGUACCGUCGUCGUUGGACAACUGUUCGGCUUGUAUGGCUCGCGAGCAAUUGCCAAGAUCACGGAAUCAUACGCAAAGGAUAUCCUGGACUUUGGCUUUCUUCCCAUUCACGGCCAGAAGAAUCGCACUGCGAUGAUCGACCCCAAGGACGUCCCGCCCGAGGACCGUCGCUUGCGUCUCACAAUUGGGGUUGGCGGCUUUUUCGACCCCAGCGUCCCUGGUGAGGAUGAUGCAAAGGCCCCCUGGACUUGUCUCGGCGAUGUGAGUGAGGUUUAUGCUCUUCAGUGGGAGAAGGAGAUACUCGGUAAGACUGGCGCUGCUCUCAAUGAAGUGCUCAAGGCCCCUGGAUGGACUCAGAUGAAGUCGGACAACGUCGGGUCUGUUGCCUUCUCUCUCAACACCUCAACCUGGCCGGCCGCCCUGAUCCGUAACAGCAAGAUAAUUGACAAUCCAUGGUCUGUUUCUCUUGUCCGUGCAGAGAAAUGUGGCCAGACCCUUGCCGAUGCAAUCAUGAAUAAGAUUGGCGGAGAGCGUCCUGUUACUCUUGUUGGCUUCGGUGCCGGUGCCCGCGUAAUCUGGACGGCUCUCAUGAUACUGUCGGAGAAACGUGCUUACGGCUUCGUUGAGAAUGCUGUGCUCAUGGGUAGUCCCGGUCCUUCUAACAUACAGUCUUGGGCGGCGAUUCGAAGUGUCGUGUCCGGUCGACUCGUCAAUGUCUUCAGCAAGAGUGACAUCAUGUUGGGCUUUGCUCAGCGCCUGGGCAACAUCACAGAGGGUGUUGCCGGCCUCGAGGAGGUUGUCGGCGUCAAGAAUGUUCAGAACUAUGACGUUUCCAAGGUCGUCACCGCUCAUAGCCGCUACCGCUACUUGGUUGGCCCCAUUCUUGAGAAGCUUGGCUGGGAGGAUGUGGUGAUUAAUGAGAGCCUCGACCAGGAAGCCGAGCUGGUGAAGAUGAUGGAGGCGGAGAAGAAGCGCGACGAGCUCCGUGCCAGCAUCGCAACCAAGGUGGAAGCUGCUCGUGCUGCCCGACAGCAGAAGGGGAAUGCCAAGUCGAACUCGAUGAAGGAAGAGACAGCCGCACCGGGAGCCGCAGGAUCGAAGGUCUAG